CUGGGUCAUGGCUGUGUCGCGGAUCUGCGUCCGCAGCUUGGGAAGGUUUUCGGCCAUGAUGGCGCAGAACCGGUACUGCCCUGCCUUGGGAAGACACAUCUGCUCCAGCUGUUCCGAGGUGCAAAGCGCAGGACUUUGGUCUUUAGGUCAGGGCCAGGCCAUUUGGAAGCUAUUCUCGGUGUUCUGGCGCCACCUUGUGGAAGUAAACUAAUCUGCCUCGGGCUAUCCCGACAUAACCCCCCCCACAACAUUUAUGUGCAAGAGCUCGACAAGACCCCCGUCAACCAACUACAUAGGAUGCGACGCACCCGCUCGUGCGUAGCGCCGUGAGCGAGGAGGUCCUGUGACUCGCGUAGAUCUACAGCGCCGGCCAAACAGAGGAAUUAGCGUAGCCUGCUGUGCGGCCAAGACAAACCUCGUUCAGUGGAUUGAGGUUGCGUCAUUCGACAAACGAGCUUUCACACAAAUAUAAGAAUUGGCAAUUAGUUGAACGUGCAUGUUUUCCAAAAGGUGGACUGAUGCAGCUCAGAUACGAGUCCAGGACCUCAGAACUUUGGUUCAAAGGUUCUUCGCCCCAAAAGAAGCUGAUCAACGCUGCGGAGAAUUGCGUCGACGAGGCGCUCUGCGGCCUGGCGAGGGCCUCCGGCGGCCUGUCUCUUCUGCGGGGCCACCGGGUGGUGUUGCGCUCCGACCUGGAUCCGCUGAGGGGAAAAGUGGCCCUGCUGUCGGGAGGGGGGUCGGGACACGAGCCCGCGCACGCCGGUUACGUGGGUGCCGGAAUGCUGUCGGCAGCGGUAGCGGGGGCCGUGUUUGCAUCCCCUCCUCCCGCUAGCGUCCUGGCUGCCAUUCUUUGCCUGCACAGUGCAGGAGCGUCCGGGGUCCUUCUCAUCGUGAAGAACUACACAGGAGACCGCCUCAACUUUGGCUUGGCCGCAGAGCAGGCCCGCAACCGCGGCGUGGAUGUCGACACGGUGGUCGUCGCCGACGACUGCGCGUUCAACUGCCCCGGUAAAGCCGGCAAGAGGGGCUUGUGCGGGACUAUUCUCGUUCACAAGUUGGCAGGUGGCUUAGCUGAAGAAGGCUGCUCAUUGGUCCAAAUUGUUACCCGGGUGAGCGAGGUUUUGCUGGGCACAGGUACGCUGGGAGUCGGCCUGUCUCCGUGCAGCGUUCCCGGCUGUCGGCCGACGUUUGAGCUCCCUCCCGGACGCAUGGAGCUCGGCCUGGGGAUCCACGGGGAGCCUGGCGUGAAAAGAUCCAAGGUGGCGUCUGCGGAUGAGGUGGUGUCGGCCAUGAUCGAUCACAUGACCAGCGCGGAUAGUCGGUCGUCCUUGCAACUGAAGGCGGGUGACGCGCUCGUCGUCUGCGUGAACAAUCUUGGCGCGCUCUCGCGUCUGGAGAUGGCCGUUGUGACUCGGGCGGCCGUCGUCUGUCUGGAGAAUCGUGGGAUGGUGGUUGCCCGGGUGAUGGCCGGUUCCUUCAUGACGUCGCUAGAAAUGGCCGGAAUGUCGCUUACCUUGAUGAGGGCCAGCCCGGAAAUACUCAGACUCUUUGAUGCCAAGACCAGCGCCCCCGCCUGGCCGAACCUCAGCGGCGGCUGUGUUAGUGGACGCGGCUACCUGGCAGACCCGACCGCGGUGCCCGCAGGAGCUCACGACGCCAAUUUGCCCGAAGGACCCCGCAGUCCUGUGAUGCGGAAAGCGCUGGAGAGGGUGUGCUCUACUCUGUUGGACCACCAGGAGAAGCUCAACGCAUUGGACCGCGCGUCUGGAGACGGCGACUGCGGGAACACCCACGCGCAGGCGGCCAGAGACAUUCAAGUGUGGCUCCAGAGUCAUGUGGUCCCCGGUUGCCCCGGCCAACUGUUGUCCGCCCUCGCUGCACUGGUGCAGGAGAAGAUGGGCGGGUCUUCGGGUGCGUUGUACAGUUUGUUCCUCACGGCGGCGAGCGGUCACAUGACUGAGGGGCAAAGUCAUGCCGCGGCGUGGGCCAGUGCAAUGUACGCCGGGAUGGAGGCCGUGAAAAGAUAUGGCGGUGCUGACCUGGGAGACAGAACGAUGUUGGACGCUCUGCAACCUGCCGUAGAGGAGUUGAUGAAACUAAACGGCGCGACUCCCGGCGGGGAGAUUGCCGUCCUGAAAGCCGCCGCGCAGAAAGCGGCCGCGGGCGCCGACUCCACCCGCGGCCUCGCCGCCAAGGCGGGCCGAGCCAGCUACGUCGCGGCCGAGCGCCUCACUCUGCCCGACCCCGGGGCAGAGGCCGUCGCCGCCAUUUUCGGCGCCGUGUCAGAGGCCCUCGAGGAGCCGCACUUGUAGAAACGGUCCAUAGGAUGCAGAGCUAGAACCUCGUAGAAGACGCAUUCCACAAGAAAUAAAGCGUAAAAUACA
Syngnathoides biaculeatus (alligator pipefish) is the source of this 2384-nucleotide messenger RNA. RefSeq names its product triokinase/FMN cyclase (gene tkfc). Lineage: Eukaryota; Metazoa; Chordata; Actinopteri; Syngnathiformes; Syngnathidae. The transcript has 20 exons. Gene Ontology annotation, biological process: glycerol catabolic process. The coding region runs from base 519 to 2312 and encodes 597 amino acids. Gene Ontology annotation, cellular component: cytosol. Gene Ontology annotation, molecular function: ATP binding; glycerone kinase activity. The record is from RefSeq and is a predicted model, not a curated record.